Molecule: messenger RNA, 333 nt
Organism: Lodderomyces orthopsilosis Co 90-125
Lineage: Eukaryota; Fungi; Ascomycota; Pichiomycetes; Serinales; Debaryomycetaceae
Exons: 1
Coding region: 1-333 (110 amino acids)
Source: RefSeq, a predicted model, not a curated record
AUGACAACUAUACCAAGUUUAAAGCAGCUUAUUGCCAGCAACGGCAUUUCCCAAAGAAAGGUGAAGGAGUUUGGUUUAGUUCAAUCAGACAUCGAUCGGUUUACAGAUGUUGCACAGAUGCCCAAUGCUGCUACUUAUACAACGAUUCCCAAUUUGGUUGCAAAAGAUGGCACCAUCUACACUUUCAGCAAUGGCGGAUCUACUACAUCUAAUCAUAUACAUUCAGACUUGUUAACAUCUCAUCCCGGGUCUGAAGCUUCGCAGUUUUCAGAGAUUGCUGAUUCGACAUUACAAACAUCGCAAGAGUUGAUAUUAUCUGAUAAUAAUAUUUAA